AUGCCUAUCCCCGAUAUGAGCAGCCAGUAUCCUCACCAGCAAGAAGACAUGUCGCAAGAAGAGGAGCCACGCGGCCGGAAGCCGCAGAGCAUGGUUGAUCAGGAGAAGCAAGAUUACCUCGAUUUCAUAGUACCCAGGCUUCAGAUCACGGGGAAGAUCCUCCAGCUAACUGAAGAAGUGAUCCAAGAGCAGGCGAACUAUAUUUCACGCUACAUUGACUUCUUGAAUAAGUACAUUAACUAUCAGAGAAAGGUGAGCACGCUGCGCUUCGAGCGCGCAACACUGAUCAAAUACGUCAAGAAGUUGCGAUUCUUGAACGACUUCUUAUACACAUACAACGCCGAUGUGAACAUGAUCACAGAACCAUUGCAAAAACUGGUGAGGCCGCUUGGGUCCUUCUUCAUCCGGUAUCUCGAGAUCAUUGAUUUGCUAAAUUACUACUUGACGCAGUCAUUACGCAACGAGACGAUCUCCAAGACUCUGAACCAAGACCUGGUAUUGAGCCAGGAAUGUAUCGCUAUGGCUGACAAGACAUACAGGGUCUAUGUGAAGUUUGUACAGUGGUUCAUCGAGUCCUCCUCCUCUGUGACGACGGGUGACCUGACGAUGGAGAUCGUCCAGUUCACAAGGAAAUGUGCAGUCGAAGAUGGUAUCGACUUGGGGGAGACUGACGAUGUCCUGCUCCAGGAGGUUCAACUUGUGACUAGUUCCGAAGAGUUUGAGGAUCUCUUAGAGAAGUGGCAGCAAGUACUGCAUUUUCAGUGUGCCGACCUGGAUGACACCUUUAAUGAUAAUAUUAGGCAUUGGAGCGAGCUCUUUGACAAAAAGAAAGAAAAAUGA
Molecule: messenger RNA, 840 nt
Organism: Eremothecium gossypii ATCC 10895
Lineage: Eukaryota; Fungi; Ascomycota; Saccharomycetes; Saccharomycetales; Saccharomycetaceae
Gene: SHE2
Product: She2p
Exons: 1
Coding region: 1-840 (279 amino acids)
Molecular function (GO): RNA binding
Source: RefSeq, marked provisional